This is a messenger RNA of Selaginella moellendorffii, 2302 nucleotides long. Its product is annotated as fimbrin-5. Bases 218 to 2170 code for a protein of 650 amino acids. Gene Ontology annotation, molecular function: actin filament binding. The record is from RefSeq and is a predicted model, not a curated record. Lineage: Eukaryota; Viridiplantae; Streptophyta; Lycopodiopsida; Selaginellales; Selaginellaceae. Gene Ontology annotation, biological process: actin filament network formation; actin filament bundle assembly. Gene Ontology annotation, cellular component: actin filament bundle; cytoplasm; actin filament. The transcript is spliced from 14 exons.
UUAGGGGGGAUCGAACGAUGGUCGGCGAGGCCAAAUCCUAAAAGACUACGAGGGACAAAUUUUCCAGGUCAAGCGAUGGGGGAGAGGGCGGCGCUUCCACUCCAUCGCGCUCGAUUUCCUCGAAAUAUCGUGUCUUAAGGGCCCCCGCGAUCGAUCUGGGAGGAGUCUGCCCUAGGGCGAGAAUGUAGCAUCAGAUUGCGCGUCUAGAGCAGCAGCGAUGGCGGGAUUUGGAGGCGUGGUGGUGUCGGAUCCAUCUCUGGCGAGUCAGUUCACUCAGAAGGAGCUGCGCUACUUGAAGACGCAGUUUGAUUUGCUCAAAGAUGACUCUGGACGGAUCACCGCGGCUGGUUUGGAGCAUGGCACUUCGAAGCUGGGAUUUUUCCAGCAGGCGCUAACGCCGGAGGAGGUCGUUGGAAUCAUGAAGCAGCACGAUCCAGGUUUUACCGGAGGCCUGGAUUUCGAAUCUUUCCUUCAGAUGUAUUUGCAUCUACAAAAGAUUGGAAGCCCGAAAGUUAUCGGCCCUCACCGAACCUCCGCGUUUCUAAAGGAUGCCACAACAAUGCUGAUUCAUACGAUCAGUGACUCGGAGAAGAAAGCGUACGUUGAUCACAUCAACAGCUACUUGGCCGACGACUCCGUGUUGGAUCCUGUUUUGCCGAUCGAUGCAUCCGGGGGCGACUUGUUUGAAAUUGUCAAGGAUGGAAUUUUGCUGUGCAAGCUUAUCAACGUGGCGGCUCCUGGAACUAUCGACGAGAGAGCAUUAAACAUCAAGAGCAGGCUAAAUCCUUGGGAAAGAGUCGAGAAUCAUAAACUGUGUCUGAAUUCAGCGAAAGCGAUCGGUUGUUCUGUUGUCAAUAUAGGAACGGAAGAUCUUGCAGAGGGCAGGCCGCAUUUGGUUCUUGGUUUGAUUUCUCAAAUCGUGAAGAUUCAGCUUCUUUCGGUUGUCAACCUGAAACAGACACCAGAACUAGUGGAGGUGCUGAACGAUAGCGAGGAAGUUGAAGAGCUCCUGCAUCUACCAGCCGAGAAAAUGCUGUUGAAGUGGAUGAACUUCCAUCUGAAAAAAUGUGGCUACAAGAAAGAAGUUACUAAUUUCUCUUCUGAUGUCAAGGAUGGUGAAGCUUAUACAUUGCUUUUGCAUGCGUUAGCACCUGAAAGCUGUAGCCUGGCUCCUCUGGAAAAGGAUGGGUUGGAAAGGGCGGCAUUACUACUGUCUCAAGCAGAGAAAAUCAACUGCAAAAAGUACUUAUCACCAAAGGAUGUUGUUGACGGCUCUGCAAAUUUGAACCUGGCAUUCAUAGCGCACCUUUUCCACGAGCGAAAUGGUCUGACGCUGGACACCAGCAAGGUGGCAGUAACAUUUGCCGAGAUGAUCCAGGACGAUGAGCAGGACACGAGAGAGGAACGCGCGUUUCGCAUGUGGAUCAACAGCCUGGGAAUGGACACUUACCUUCAUCAUCUCUUCGAGGAUGUUCGGGAUGGAUGGGUUUUGCUCGAGGUUCUUGACAAGCUAAACCCGGGAUGUGUCAACUGGAAGCACGCAAACAGACCCCCGAUCAAGAUGCCGUUCAAGAAAGUUGAGAACUGCAAUCAGGUUGUGGACAUUGGAAAAGGCAUGAAGCUGUCGCUAGUGAACGUAGCAGGAAACGACAUUGUUCAAGGAAACAAAAAGCUCAUUUUAGCUUUUUUGUGGCAACUGAUGAGAUAUAGCAUGCUUCACGUACUUAAGAAGCUGAGACUGCACGGCAAAGAGGUCUCCGAUGCGGAUAUUCUACAGUGGACAAAUGAGAAAGUUAAGCGUGCUGGUAGAGAGUCGAGAAUGGACAGCUUCAAGGAUAAAAGUCUGGCGAAUGGUAUCUUCUUUCUCGAUCUCCUUGCUGCUGUGGAGCCAAGAGUAGUGAACUGGAAUCUAGUUACAAAGGGAGAAACAGACGAGGAUAGGAAGCAAAACGCAAACUAUAUCAUCAGCGUGGCACGAAAACUUGGCUGCUCGAUCUUCCUCCUGUGGGAUGACAUUGUAGAGGUGAGGCCAAAGAUGAUCUUGACGCUCGCAGCGAGCAUCAUGCUGUGGGAUUUUUCGUCCAAAUCCAACAAAGCUACGGCCGCGAGCGCUGUUCCAGAGCUUGGGAAAAAAGAAGAGGUGAAUGGAGCAAAUGGAAAGGACGUGUAAAGGUCGAUUGCUUUGGUUUUUUGGCUUUGCAGAGAGAUUGCGUGAAAUAGGCUGGUGUAAAUUGUUUUUGUACAUUGUGAGAAUGUUCUAUUCUUUUGCAAUAAGAUUCGACCAACGGCAAAUUUUAGGGUU